Messenger RNA from Caenorhabditis angaria, 551 nucleotides. Lineage: Eukaryota; Metazoa; Nematoda; Chromadorea; Rhabditida; Rhabditidae. The record is from the annotation of a GenBank genome assembly.
UUGGAUAAUGAAAGACGUGGUGUUUUAUCGCGUGCUAUUGGCAGAGUUUCUUGUGUUGAUUCAACUGGAACAAAAAUAAUAUUAGAUGAUCAUGUUCAAGUUAUUGAUUCGAAUGAAGUAUCGGAUUAUCUAACACCAUUCAGUGGAAUCAAAUCAGAUGAUUUGGAUGCGCAAAAAUCGACUAAAUAUUUGACAACAUUGAAACGUGUCUAUUUGAAAAUAUUGAUUCUUGUUCAACGUGGAUGCAUUUUCGUUGGCCACGCACUCAAUAAUGAUUUUUUUUUUUGCCAAAAUUUGGGGGAAAAUUUUCAGAAAUUUGAAAAAUGUUACGUGGCAAUUUGAAUUUAAAAAAAAUAAAUUUUGCAAAAUUUUAGAAUUAAAAAAACGUGAAAUGACGUGGCAAUUAGGAUUUUCUAAUUGCAAAAAACAUUGCAGGUCUACUAAACGCCGAAAUGCGUCGAAUCUACGACAUUGUGCCAAAUGGCGGCGGAGCAUCGCCAAUGAAAAGCGUCUCACCGGCAAAUUCAAUGCCCGAUGGAAAAUGUAUAUAA